This is a messenger RNA of Lodderomyces parapsilosis, 1545 nucleotides long. RefSeq lists its product as uncharacterized. NCBI's taxonomy places the organism in Eukaryota, Fungi, Ascomycota, Pichiomycetes, Serinales, Debaryomycetaceae. Gene Ontology annotation, cellular component: endoplasmic reticulum membrane. The coding region runs from base 1 to 1545 and encodes 514 amino acids. Gene Ontology annotation, biological process: protein N-linked glycosylation; cellular response to oxidative stress. The record is from RefSeq and is a predicted model, not a curated record. The transcript has a single exon.
AUGAUCAUUGGCUCUACGCUUCGAUCUAGAUUUGGUAGUAAUUUGGAAUCCCAUCAGAUUGAUGAUGAUUACUCAAUGUCUACAGACCAGGAGGAAUCAAACACAUCUCCAUUGCCACAGCCACUGCUACACCAUUCACAUCAGUCUUCGCCCUCGCUUUCACUGCAGCAAUGGACAAGUUCAGGAAGACUGUCCUCCACUACAGCCUUGAGAUCUUUGAAUAGUGACCUAUCACCACGAGGGUAUAACGAAGGUGCCACAGCAAUACAUACACAUCACCAUCAUCACAAUCACCAACACCAUACUUCAAGCCUACGACAUCAGGCUUCAUAUAUAAGCAUUUCCCAAAAUAGUGCUUUUUUGGAUGAAUUACAAUUUGACCCUGAAGAACCUGUUCCAACUUAUGAAACAUCGCAGCUAAUGCAUCAGAAUAAUCAAUGUUUACAACCAGAUAUUGAACCAUCUCAGUUCGUUUCAAUGGAUCCUCGCAUUACUGCACGAGAAUUACCUCCAGAACUUGCUUCACAUUUGUAUACACCCAUCCCUUCACUUCCGAUACCGAGAACUUCCUCAAUGUUUCUUCUGGACUCGGUAGAGACAUCACAAUGUACGACUCCGAAUAUGUUGCAACAGCAACAACAACAGCAUCAGCAUCCGCAGCAACAACAGCAACCCCAGUUAGGAAACUCCCAUUCACUGCAUCGCUCAUUGACAUCAUCCCCAUCUUCUACAAGUGUGCCGUUGCGUAACAAAUUUAAACAAACGUCCAUCAAGAGACUAGGGUUGAAAUUUCUUAAUGCAAGACAACACUUUUUACUUGCAUGCUGCCGUGAUAUAUCUUUAAUCCCUCCUUUGAUUGGAUUGUACCAAUCGUGGAAACGUAUUUACCAGGACGGAGAUGCAAAUGGAGUCCCGUACAAGAUUACAACUGCACGAGGCAUGGAACAUUUCCUCACUGGCGUUUGGUGUAUUGUGGCUGCUUAUUUGUCCUACUCCAUUCUUGACUCUUUGUUAGUAAGAUGGAUCAUUACAUAUUCAACCUCAGCUGCCAUUGUACGGGUGUUGUCCAUGUCGACAAUCAUGAUCACAUGUGAGUUGUAUUUGGUUAGCACAUUUAGUGCUGAUGGUUACAAGUAUGGUUUACAUAUUUGGAUCUUGAUAAGCUGCAUUUUGACAUUUACAUACAUUGUCCAAAAUUUUGUCACCCUGAAUUUACAACUUGAGCAUCAUAAUACUAUUAAGCAGCAUCAGACGCAGGAACCAUUAAGAGGUGGUGAAAAUGAAGUGAAUACAGAUGGGAACACUUUGACACAUAGAAAUGGUGUCUCCUCCAAUGGACACAUUAGUACUGCUGGUCGCAGUAAUGUCAAAAACUACACACAAAUGAGGGCCAAGAAACCAAGACGUUUUUUCGAUUUUUACAAUAUCGUCGUUUUCGCUGUGGUUCCCGUUGGAUUGGCUAGCUUCGUUACAAUGAUUGGAAUUCUCAGAUCGCUAUUAAUACUUAGAAUCGAUGUUGACCAAGUCAUGAAAACCAUUAGUUAA